Debaryomyces tyrocola is the source of this 972-nucleotide messenger RNA. The record is from the annotation of a GenBank genome assembly. Lineage: Eukaryota; Fungi; Ascomycota; Pichiomycetes; Serinales; Debaryomycetaceae.
AUGGUGGAAGAUAAGAGAAAUGCAAGUAGCUCAUCACUUGUGGAUACCCCAACCAACGAAACAGAGGUCCAGCCCCCCAUUAACAGAAGACCUACUUUUCUUGAUAGACUUAUGAGAAGACAAACGUCGCCAGCAUCUAUGGAAUAUUCCGAAUCUGAUAAGAAAAAUGAUGUUCCUAUGGAGAAUGAGCAAAGCAUAGGAGUAAGGGAGAGCUCAUUACCUCCAUUAUCACAAUUGAGCUUAAAUGGUUACAAGUCAUCUACAAAACGCAGAUUAUUGGAUGAUGAAUUAGCUGGUUACAUCAGAAAUUUACUUCCAGCAAGACUUCAAUUAUUUGACGAGUGGGAGUUGGUUUAUUCACUAGAACAGCAUGGGGUGUCACUCAAUACUCUAUAUCAAAGAAGUAACCCUGAUUACCAAUUGCUGCAGCAUCGCAAAAAUAAACCUGAAGUUGGAUAUGGUGAUGCUGUUAUCAGCUCAAUGAUGUCAGGUAACGUCAAUUCUAUGCGUGAAAGAAGAAGACCCCAAGGUUACGUUUUAAUCAUAAAGGACGAAAACAAUUCGAAAUUCGGUUGCUUUGUGAAUGAACAUUUAAGACCAAUGGAUCAGAAACGAUAUUACGGCAAUGGAGAAUGUUUCUUGUGGAAGUCUGAACUUUUCACACCGUCACCAUCCAAUUCGAACAGCGAAGAAGAUAUAUCAUCUCAUUUGGCUACAUCGCAAACCAGAUUUAAGGCAUUCAUGUAUACUGGUAUCAAUGACAAUAUAAUAUAUUCUAACCAUGAUUUCAUAGCAAUAGGAUCUUCUAAAGGUCAAAAUGGAUUGUGGAUAGAUAGGUCACUAUAUAACGGUGUUAGCUAUUCAUGCGAUACUUUUGGAAAUGAAAUAUUAAAUAGCAAUAAUGGUAAUGCAAAAAUGGGAAAAUUUAAAAUAAUGGGUCUAGAAUUAUGGAGGGUUGGUACUCUUGAAUAA